GAUGAAUCAAAACGAUUUAUUUCUAAUUGAAGGGCUAAAGUUUUAGAAAGGGAACAAAUAAGCUGUCCAAUUGAUUCCUUAGGUGAAUGGUUUGAAAAUGAUUGUAAGUAUUACAUUUAUUUAGAACACUUCUGAUAAUUCAUUGAUAUUAAACAUUGACUUCUAGGAUGAUGGAGUAUUAUUUGAUUGGAGUCCUUACAUAAACAAAUAAGGUGAUGACAAUUUGUAUUUCAUAAUCCAUUUUCAUGGAUAGUUGUACAAACUUUUUGGAACCCCAAUUUAGUUAGACUCUAUGCAAGAAUUUUCUGCAGGAAAAUUUAUUUUCAAAAGGAACGACAUUUAUACUUUAGACUCAAUAAAUGAGUAAAUGUCUACACAUUAAGUAUCAAUAAGUAUUAUUUCUAGAUAUCGACAAUAAUAAAUAGACAUAAUGGUAAAAAAUAUAUUGAAAAAAGAAUAAAUUAAUUAGAUUCAUAAUAAAUAUCUAAUUCAAGUAUCACAGAUUUUGGAUGUGAUGGUGUGCCUGAAGAAAUACGUAUAAUCUAAUUAUUAAAUAUCCAACGAUGUCCAUAUUUAAUGAAAAUAGACUAGCUCACAUUCGAUGGAGAAUGCUAUUCAAUUAUUUAUUAAAGUUCCCCCUAAAUCUCACUCAGACAAAUAUUGAAAAAAUACAAGAAUCCACCAGUCUCCUUUAUUAUUGAAAUCUUGGAAUAACUACUUUUAGGUAUGUAUUUCUAUGCAAAAAUUUAGUUUUGAACAUCUUCGAAGAGCUAAAUAUCAUUCAUAAUGGAAUUACCUUGGAAAAUAUAUGUUACUCUCAGGAGUUCAACUCUAUCUAUCUUUGUAAUUUCUCACACUCAAUCUUUGAAACCUAAAAUCGAUCUCAAAUGUAAUUUUCAAUUUGUAUUUUAGAAAAGGCAAUUCUAUUGGAUUUGUUCCUCCAGAGCAAUAUCAAAUGAAUUCUCAUGUCUCCAGUUAGGCCAACAUAUACCAAUUGGGAGUCCUAUUAUACUAUAUGUAUGAACAAUUCUAAUUUUAGGCUUUUUAAUGAAAACCCAUUCGGAAAAGAUUAAAAGAAAAUAUUAUAAAAUAAUAUUGCUGGAAAAUAUUAAAUUCCAAGUACAAAUUAAGACAAGAACAUCGUAGAAAUCAUGAAAUCAAUGCUCCAAAAGAACCCAUAGAAAAGGAAAUCUUGUAAGGAAUAUUUGGCAUCCAAGAUAUUUAUGCCAGCUUAUCGAUCCAAAAUUUCAAAACAUAGUUUCUUCUCAUUUUUUGAAGACAAUUUUAACUAAAAAAUAGAAGAAUUUGAGGUUGGAGAAGAUAUUAACCUUGUUUAAAGCGUGAAAUCAUUGUAAAUAAAUAAAGGGAAUAAGAAAUGA
Messenger RNA from Paramecium octaurelia, 1379 nucleotides. Lineage: Eukaryota; Ciliophora; Oligohymenophorea; Peniculida; Parameciidae. The record is from the annotation of a GenBank genome assembly.